Molecule: messenger RNA, 6447 nt
Organism: Hyposmocoma kahamanoa
Lineage: Eukaryota; Metazoa; Arthropoda; Insecta; Lepidoptera; Cosmopterigidae
Product: keratin-associated protein 10-4-like
Exons: 2
Coding region: 4693-6384 (563 amino acids)
Source: RefSeq, a predicted model, not a curated record
UUUUACACAGCUAAAGAUCCGGUUAACUUUGAGGUAAUAUGCAUAUAUGUAUGGUUCCUAACUGGCGUCAUGACGGAAAGCUGUAAAAUUGUAAAAGGCACACCAUGCAGCAUUGUUCACCUCUGCUUCUGGUUUUAGGUACACUUUUUAAAAUUUAAUUUCAUGAAGUUAUAAUUGGAAACGGAAACCCUAUGACCAUGAUUCUUCAAACAUGGCAUUAAUUACACCCUGUCUCGGGCCACGGGGAUUAUUUUCGAUCGUCCUUUUAUCAUUUUCUGUUCAGCUAGAUGUGGAUCUGAUGAUGAUGCGGAUUGCCCUUGCUGUUCCUGAAAUAAGUACCAACAACGUGACUUGAAACGACUUACUUUAUACAAUCAAAAUACAGCAAAUGUUCUCAACUGGCACUAUAAUCCAAAAUAAUGUGCAUUCGAUUUGUUUGGGAUUUGUUUAGCUAUAGUCCUUCCGGAUGCUACAGCGAAGACCGUGACUUGUCUUUGAAGCUUUCGAUAAAAUUGAAGAAAAUUGACCUUCAUGGAAAGCAUAGAACGUGAGCAUAUCAAAUGGUAUAUAUGGAUUUUUUUCUUGCUUGAAUAAGGAAACGCUAUCAUGGAAACGCCAAUUGACUCAAAUAGCAGAGUAACUCCUUACUUUUUGGAAGUGCCGUUUGUUUUGUUUUGUACAGUUGGAACUAGUUGGCUGCGUGGUAAUCUUCGACGAGUGUAUUAAGCACCCAUUGAAGUUUGCCUUCUGCAGAGCUAAGACUGAACACCCAAGUUGAAUACUGGUAAAUUCUAUGCCAUUGUUUCUUGUAGCUACCUAACCGAAUUACAGAUAAAACCUGCAGUAGUUGAAUAUAUAGAAAACACGUACCGCGAGGUUUCUAACUUUGUCGCGCGGUGGUUUGUUUUUGUUUGACAGUGGUUUACGGAGCUUAGUGUAGACUUCGAGACUAUCUCAAGUGGAAGGGUGUCUUCACUACGACGUGGAAGAUUUUGUGAUGAACCUGACAAACUGGUAUGAUCUCUAAAUUGUUUUGUCUGUACGUCUCAGCAACGUAUUAGAAAAUUAUAAAAAUACAGCGUGUUCCAAAAAUCAAUCGGGAAGUUUCAUCAUAACUCAAAAUAUUGGAAAAACUUGAACUUAAGGGUUGAAUAGGACCCUUAGCUCCCUCUAAUCUUUUAGAAGCGCCGUUUUGUUUGUUUUGCACAGCUUGAAGGGUGCUACUAGACGAAUAUUGAGCUGCCUUCGACUUCACCAGCUGCACAACUCAAUUUGAAAACACCUGAGUUACAUAGUGGUAAAUCAUAACAUUUUUUCUUGUAGCUACUUAACUACAUUGUAGAUAAAUGAUGCAAUUCUUGAAAAAUCGGAAUGUAGUAAAAUGAGAGGUAUGACGCCUGAAGGUUCCUAACAAUGUUCUGUGGUGGUGUUUUUUUGUUAACAGUUCCUGAUUGUAUCUUGAAAGCAGAAGCAUGACAGCAUAAGCAGUAAGACUCAAAUGUCCACAGAAGAUGUAAUUUUAUCUGAAAUAAAUGUUUGCAUUUCUCCAAAAAUAAUGGAAAAUGGAAAAUCUGCUAGUUCCCAGAAAUCUAAAAAGUGGUCUCCUGUUUCUUACAAACAGAAAAUCGGGGUUAAAUGACCCUUGGAUCCCUGUAAUUUUUGGAUUUGCCUUUUUUUAUUUUAUACAGCUUGAAGUGCCUGGCUACAUGGUGCUACAAGAUAUUUAUAUAGCUGCCAUUAUAAGCUACUUGCUGAGCAACUAAAACGGGUGACGACUCAAAUUCAAUACUGGUAAAAUUUUACCAUUUUUCUUGUUGCUAAAUUGUACAUAAAUUCUAUAAAAGUUUGAAACUUGAAUGUAUAGAAGACGUUUACAGGUAUCGUACUUUUAAGGCUCUUAACGUUGUUUGUGGUUGUUUUAUUUUGUUUGACAGUGGCUUGUGGAGCAUGGCCUAGUGAACUACAAAACUUUCAGUUGAAUUGGACGUAUAAAUAAUUAGUGCUAAACCUAUAUUUCCAAAAUGUUUUGUCUGUAUGUCUAUACUGGCAAGUAGACAAUUUUUGCAUGUUGCCAGAAACCACAGAAAGUUAAUAACUGGAAGCAUUUAGCAUUAUGUUAUCUCCCUUUAUUUUGGAAGCGCCGUUUAUUUUGUUCAGCUUAUAAUGGUUGACUGCUUGGUGCUACUAGACUGAUAUUGACCUGCCUAUGACUUUCAUCUACUGCACAACUAUUUAAGGAAAAACAAGUGUUUAUGGUAAAAUCUGACUACCUUUUCUCUUGUAGCUAUCUAAAUUUUAGAUAAUACUGCAAUAGUUUUAUGAAUGCAAAUGCACAGAGGUACACGCCUCUUAAGGCUCCUAAUGAUGUCGUGUGGUGGUGAUUUUUGUUUGACAGUUCCUGACUUUAUCUCGAAGUGGAAUAUGUUUACAAUACUUCGUACAAAAUGGCAACAAAUUUGUGCAAAUGGAUAUAUCUUCAAAAUGUUUCGCACAUUUUAUAACAACAAUUCAAACCGUGUGUAGAAAGAAAUCAAAUGACAGAGCGAUAACACUUCAGAAACGAUUAAUAGUGGUAAAACAGAUGAUCAUUUAUUGUGCGCUUAACCAAAAUGUUGGUCGGGGUUUUAUUAUUUCACUAUAGGCCCUGACCUAGAAAAGUAAGGAACCGUGCUUGAGUGCAAAUUCGGGCUGCGAUCUAUACUAUGCUAACAUCAGAAUGGAUCCCAAGCUUGCGGUAUGAUAGCCUACGUCUUUUUGGUAACGAUGAAUUUUAUAUACUAACAAAUUUGAUAAUUUUUCCUUGUACAUAACGAUUGCCUGUUCUCUUUGUUACUUUGUUCAGCUAGAUAAUCUUCCUAAUGGUUGGUUGUAGCUGCCACUAAGACACAGUACUACAUAGAAAACGACCCGUCGGAAUGAAUGAUAUUCCGUUUGUAACGUAAAGAAAUUGAUGAUCAUGUGACUAAGGAGCAAUGUGAAGUGCAGUGUUACAGUUGGGGUAGUGUAUGUGUCUUAAAUGCAUUUUAUAUGGAUAAAAUUAAUGCAACCUCUAGUAUUCCUCAUCGAUUUUAGUGAAUUUUCAUUGUGUUAAUGUUUAUAUGGUGGUAAAGUUUGGUUUUUGUUUUCAUUAACUUUUAUAAUGUGGAUGUGAAAUCAUUCUUCAACCCAUUCUUUUUCGUAUGUUGUUCUGUUCAAAUUUAGGUCGUGGCUGUUCAAACCGAGUGAGUCAAAAAGUUUGAUGGCAAACAAAAGUGCACGCAAUAAAGAAAACGUUAUAAACAAACAAAUUAAAUUACACUCAACACAUACAUUCGAAAAACAUGAUAGUACGGGUUGAAAAGGUAACAAAUAAACGUAUGCAUGGUAGGUGUUUUGUGGUUUAGUAUUAAACAUAAUGGACUUUUAUUAAAAAUUGCUCGUAAUGAGUACUUAAAACAAAAUUGCUUGCUUCUGUCUGUUUAAUACUUACUGUGUAAAAAAAUAAUGGCCAAUUAGUGUGGUUAAUUUAACUAGCUUAUAGUUAAUGUACCGUAUACGUGCGUUAACAUAUCUAAUGUAUUAGAAUUUAUUUAGUGCUGAUUGAUGAACAUACGUUGUAUAAACGGGUAGUUAGAUCCUACGAAUAGCUUUGGUGGAUUUGAUACAAAAUUUGGUAACCAAAAUGGGUCUGUGUUAACGCUAACACAUUUGCAAUAGUUGUGCUCUGUGUCUGUUAUAGGUGCGAGUCAGCACGUGUGCAUUGACCAAUAAUCUUAGAUCACUGUCGCGAGACGAUGCCCUUGCUAAUGUGAUUGGAAGACUAAUUUCAUUGCGUAUCGACGUUAAACAAAGAGAUGGUAAAGGCUCAAUCGAUAAUAGAUGUAACAGUACAUUUUAUAAGAUGCGAUUAAAUAGCAAGAGCAGCCUAUCUGCUCUAAUAUUAACCCUAAUUAGUUUUUGUUUUUAUUAUGUUUAGCUAGAUCUGUAUCGUUGACGGAUGUGUACUAAAUCCAUCGUUUAUGGGGCAACCAAGAUCUCUGCUGCUGUCACUCAGCACAUUUAAUUAACCUCUGCUACUCACGCACGGUGUGUUAACUGGUAGUCCACCGCUGCGUUCUUUAACCACGUUGUGACUAGAACUGCCGUCGACUGGCUAUUUAGCCACGGUGUGUUACGACACUCCAGCCGCUGCGCUCUUUGCCACGGUGUGUUAGCCUGCUCUGCCCCAGCGCCCCAAAACCCCGGGUGAGAAGAAGCCGUCGCUGCCUUGUCACGGUUUGAUGAGACUUCCUCUCCGCUGCCCUUAUCAGCCAAGGGCGAAAGUUAUCCGUAUUCCGGAUUCUUCACGCAGUUACCUCGUCUCAGCGCAACUACCUAUAGGUACAAACUUUAUUCAAAACAGAAAUAUUACUAAAGAGCAUUACUGCUCUUUUACUAACCCUAAACUUUCGUGUCUGUUUUGGAAUGUUUAGCUAGGAUUGCAUCGUCUACAAGAAUUUGCAGUAUGUCUAACUAUCAAUACACUGCUGCACCUACUUUUUUACGGAAUGACGAAAACUACUGGCGCUGCUCUUUUUAGCCACGACAUGUGGAGGCACCCCAAUUGCAGCGCAAUUUAGUCACGGUUUGAGCUCCGUGUCGGGCAACCCGCGCUGCUAUUUUGCCCUAGUGUAUCGGUUUAGUCGCGUUGCUGCCCUGCCAGAGCGUUCCGGUAUGUACGCGCUGAUGCCCUGUCACAGCGUACUGGUCUACUCGCGCUGCAGCCAAGUCCCAGCGUAUCGGCCUACUCUCGCUGCUGCCCUGUCACAUCGUGCCGGUCUACUCGCUGCUGCCGUGUCACAGCGUGCCGGCCUACUCGCUGCUGCCGUGCCACAGCGUGCCGGUCUACUCGCGCUGCUGCCCUGUCACAUCGUACCGAUCUAUUCGCGUUACUGCCCGGCCGCUGCGUGCCGAUCUAUUCGCGUUGCUGCCCGGCCGCUGCAUGUCGGUUUACACGCACUGCUGCCCAGCCACAGCGUGCCGGUCUACUCGCGCUGCUGCCCUGCCAUAGUGUGCCGAUCUACUCACGCUGCUGCCCUGCCACAGCGUGCCGGUCUACUCACGCUGCUGCCCUACCACAGCGUGCCGGUCUACUCACGCUGCUGCCCAGCCACAGCGUGCCGGUCUACUUGCGCUGCUGCCCAACCACAGCGUGCCGGUCUACUUGCGCUGCUGCCCUGUCACAGCGUGCUGGUCUACUCGCGUUACUACCCUACCACACCGUGCCGGUUUGCUCGCGCUGCUGCUCUGUCACAGCGUGCCGAUUUAUUCGUGUUGCUGCCCGGCUGCUGCGUGCCGGUCUAUUCGUGUUGCUGCCCGGCCGCUUCGUGUCGGUUUACACGCGCUGCUGCCCAGCCACAGCGUGCCAGUCUACUCGCGCUGCUGCCCUGCCACAGCGUGCCGGUCUACUCGCGCUACUGCCCUGUCACAGCGUGCCGGUUUACUCUUGCUGCUGCCCGGCCGCUGCGUGUCGGUUUACACGCGCUGCUACCCAGCUACAGCGGGCCGGUCUACUCGCGCUGCUGCCCGGUCUACUCGCGCAGCUGCCUGGUCUACUUGCGCUGCUGCCCGGUCUACUCGCGCUGCUGCCCGGGCUGCCCGGCCGCUGCGUGCCGGUUUAUUCGUGUUGCUGCCCGGUUGGUUUACACGCACUGCUGCCCAACCACAGCGUGCCGGUCUACUCGCGCUGCUGCCCUGCCACAGCGUGCCGGUUUACUCGUGCUGUUGCCCGGACGCUGCGUGUCGGUUUACACGCGUUGCUGCCCAGCCACAGCGGGCCGGUCUACUCGCACUGCUGCCCAGUCUCAGCGUGCCGGUCUACUCGCGCUGCUACCCUGCCACAUCGUGCCGGUGUACUCGCGCUGCUGCCCUGCCACAGCGCUCCGGUCUACUCGCGCUACUGCCCCGUCAUGGCACAGCGUGUCUCGCGUUCCGGUUUAUUCGUGUUGGGGCCCUGUCACAGCGUGCUGGAUUGUACACGCUGCUGCCCUGCCACAGCGUGUCGGAUUACUCGCGCUGCUGCCCUGCCACAGCGUAUCGGACUUCUCGCGCUGCUGCCCUGUCACAGCGUGCCGGUCUACUAGCGUUGCAGCAUCGCCACAGCGUGCUGGUCAACUUACGCUGCUGCCCUGCCACAGCGUGCCAGUCUACUUCGCGCUACUGCCCUGUCACAACUUGCUGGUCUACUCGCGCUGCUGCCGUCCUGCCACGGCGUACCGGUCUACUGGCGCUGAUACCACCCCGCCACAGUGUGUCUCGGUCGCUGGCUUUGCUGCAAAACCACUACGAACCGACAUCUCGGGCUGUUGCCGUACUGCAACGUGUUCCAGAUCGUUCGUUCUGCUGCCCUGCCGUGAAAUGUCUUGACUACAGACCACAAUUGCUGAUGAUUCGUCAAUAUUCCUCAUGACGUUGACUAGCAGACAAACG